AUGGCCUUGAGGAACCACAGCUCCAUCACCGAGUUUAUUCUCAUUGGGCUGUCUAACGACCCCCACGUCGAGACUCUGCUCUUCGUGCUUUUCUUGGGGAUUUACCUCCUGACCAUCAUAGGGAACCUGACAAUGCUGCUGGUGAUCCGAGCUGACUCCAGCCUCCACACGCCCAUGUACUUCUUCUUGAGUAAUCUAUCAUUCCUAGACCUCUGCUUCUCUUCUGUCACUGUGCCCAAACUACUGGAAGACCUCCUGUCAGAGGAGAAAACCAUCUCUGUUGAGGGCUGCCUGACACAGGUCUUCUUUGUGUUUAUCACCGCAGGGACUGAAGCCUUUCUUCUCUCAGUGAUGGCCUAUGACCGCUAUGCAGCCAUCUGUCACCCACUGCUCUAUGGCCAGGUGAUGAGCAUCCAGCUCUGUGUGAGGCUGGUGUUGAUUUCGUGGGGCCUGGCAUCUGUCAAUGCAUCUGUCAUUGUGCUCUUGGCUAUUAACUUAGAUUUCUGUGAUGCCCAAACUAUACACCACUACACCUGUGAGCUGCCCUCCCUUUUCCCUCUGUCUUGCUCUGAUAUCUCCAUCAAUAUUGACAUCUUGAUCUGCUUAAUCUUACUGCAUGGUCUUGGAACCUUCCUCCCAGUCUUCUUCUCUUAUGUCCGCAUUGUCUCCACCAUUCUGAGCAUCAGCUCCACCACAGGUAGAAGCAAGGCCUUUUCCACCUGCUCCUCCCACCUCAUUGCAGUGAUCUUGUUCUUUGGCUCAGGUUUGGUUCGCUAUCUUAUGCCCACCUCAGGUUCCCCCCUAGAUUUGCUCUCCUCCUUGCAGUACAGUGCAGUCACACCCAUGCUGAAUCCCCUCAUCUAUAGCCUAAAGAACAUGGAGGUGAAGGCAGCUGUGAAAAGGACAUGGGAGAAAUAUCUGCAAUAUUUUAGGUUGUGA
This is a messenger RNA of Sus scrofa (pig), 939 nucleotides long. Its product is annotated as olfactory receptor 8S1-like. Gene Ontology annotation, biological process: G protein-coupled receptor signaling pathway. Gene Ontology annotation, molecular function: G protein-coupled receptor activity; olfactory receptor activity. Gene Ontology annotation, cellular component: membrane. The record is from RefSeq and is a predicted model, not a curated record. Lineage: Eukaryota; Metazoa; Chordata; Mammalia; Artiodactyla; Suidae.